AUGUCAAAAACCUCACAUGCGCAGACAGACGAUAAGACCAUUCAAGAUGACUUAGACACCAACGCACCCGAAGGUCUAGUCCAGGACGACUCUUACACUACAAGCAACGGAAAGAGGGAACCAAUUCCGGUACAAGGUGAUGACACUCCAGUUGAAGAUCCUGUAAAUGCUGCAGACGGAGACUCAGACAAGCAGCUAGAUGAAGACGAGAAGGCAGCAAUUGAUGAAUCAAACAUCAUCAAAGAGAGAACUCGGGGGGGGGCAGAGCCAAGGAACCAGUACCAGGAACCUGACGACAUACAGCCAGAGUUGGCUGAGUAA
Pochonia chlamydosporia 170 is the source of this 321-nucleotide messenger RNA. RefSeq lists its product as hypothetical. NCBI's taxonomy places the organism in Eukaryota, Fungi, Ascomycota, Sordariomycetes, Hypocreales, Clavicipitaceae. Bases 1 to 321 code for a protein of 106 amino acids. The record is from RefSeq and is a predicted model, not a curated record. The transcript is spliced from 2 exons.